UUCUACUGGGUAGGAAGGACAUCACCUUUGAAUCUUGAAGACCCCAAUGUGUGCAGCCACUGGGAAAGCUACUCGGUGACUGUGCAAGAGUCCUACCCACAUCCCUUUGAUCAGAUCUACUACACAAGCUGCACCGACAUCUUAAACUGGUUUAAGUGUACACGGCACAGAAUCAGUUACCGGACAGCCUAUCGCCAUGGGGAGAAAACCAUGUACCGGCGCAAGUCCCAGUGCUGCCCUGGCUUUUAUGAAAGCAGAGACAUGUGUGUCCCUCACUGUGCUGAUAAAUGUGUCCAUGGCCACUGCAUUGCUCCGAACACCUGUCACUGUGAGCCUGGCUGGGGUGGGACCAACUGCUCCAGUGCCUGCGACGGCGAUCACUGGGGGCCCCACUGCAGCAGCAGGUGCCAGUGCAAAAACGGGGCUCUGUGCAACCCCAUCACCGGGGCAUGCCACUGUGCCGCGGGCUUCCGGGGCUGGCGCUGUGAGGACCGCUGUGAGCCGGGCGCCUAUGGGAACGACUGCCGCCAGCGCUGCCAGUGCCAGAACGGGGCCACCUGCGACCACGUCACGGGGGAAUGCCGCUGCCCGCCGGGGUACACAGGAGCCUUCUGUGAGGACCUUUGUCCCCCUGGCAAACAUGGUCCACAGUGUGAGCAGAGAUGUCCUUGCCAAAAUGGGGGAGUGUGUCACCAUGUCACUGGAGAAUGCUCUUGCCCUUCUGGCUGGAUGGGCACAGUGUGUGGUCAGCCUUGCCCUGAGGGUCGCUUUGGAAGGAACUGUUCCCAAGAAUGUCAGUGCCAUAAUGGAGGGACAUGUGAUGCUGCCACAGGCCAAUGCCACUGCAGUCCAGGAUACACCGGGGAACGGUGCCAGGAUGAAUGUCCAGUUGGCACCUAUGGGAUUCACUGUGCAGAGGCCUGCCGGUGUGUCAAUGGAGGGAAGUGUUACCACGUGAGCGGCACAUGCCUCUGUGAAGCAGGCUUUGCUGGAAAGCUCUGUGAAGCACGCCUGUGUCCCGAGGGGCUCUAUGGCAUCAAGUGUGACAAGCGAUGCCCCUGCCACUUGGACAACACACACAGCUGUCACCCCAUGUCUGGUGAGUGUGCCUGCAAGCCAGGCUGGUCGGGGCUUUACUGCAAUGAGACAUGCUCUCCUGGGUUCUAUGGAGAAGCGUGCCAACAGAUCUGCAGCUGCCACAACGGGGCUGACUGUGACAGCAGAACGGGAACGUGCAUCUGUGCUCCUGGAUUCAAAGGAGUUGACUGCUCUACCCCAUGCCCUCUGGGAACCUACGGCCUGAACUGUUCCUCUCGCUGUGGCUGUAAAAACAAUGCUGUCUGCUCUCCUGUGGAUGGAUCUUGUAUUUGCAAGGCAGGCUGGCACGGGGUGGACUGCUCCAUUCGCUGCCCCAGUGGCACCUGGGGCUUUGGCUGUAACUUAACGUGCCAGUGCCUCAACGGAGGAGCGUGCAACACCUUGGAUGGGACCUGCACGUGCGCCCCUGGAUGGCGUGGCAGGAAAUGCGAGCUGCCCUGCCAGGAUGGCACGUAUGGGCUGAACUGCGCUGAACGCUGUGACUGCAGCCAUGCCGACGGCUGCCACCCCACCACCGGCCACUGCCACUGCCUGCCGGGAUGGUCAGGUGUGCACUGUGACAGCGUGUGUGUUGAGGGGCGCUGGGGUCCAAACUGCUCUCUGCCCUGCUACUGUAAAAACGGGGCUUCAUGCUCCCCUGACGACGGCCUCUGUGAAUGCGCACCAGGAUUUCGAGGCACCACGUGCCAGAGAAUUUGCUCCCCUGGGUUUUAUGGGCAUCGCUGUAGCCAGACAUGCCCCCAGUGUGUCCACAGCAGCGGCCCAUGCCACCACAUCACCGGCCUGUGCGACUGCCUACCAGGCUUCAUGGGCGCCCUCUGCAAUGAAGUGUGUCCCAGUGGCAGAUUUGGGAAAAACUGUGCAGGAAUCUGCACCUGCACCAACAACGGCACAUGUAACCCCAUUGAUAGAUCCUGUCAGUGCUACCCUGGUUGGAUCGGCAGUGACUGCUCACAACCCUGCCCACCCGCUCACUGGGGCCCAAACUGUAUCCAUACCUGUAACUGUCACAACGGCGCCUUCUGCAGUGCCUACGAUGGGGAAUGUAAAUGCACUCCGGGCUGGACUGGACUCUACUGCACUCAGAGAUGUCCUCUGGGGUUUUAUGGCAAGGACUGUGCUUUGACAUGCCAGUGUCAGAAUGGAGCUGAUUGCGACCAUGUCUCCGGGCAGUGCACCUGCCGCACAGGGUUCAUGGGGCGGCACUGUGAGCAGAAGUGCCCUGCUGGGACUUACGGCUAUGGCUGUCGCCAGAUAUGUGACUGUCUGAACAAUUCCACCUGUGACCAUAUCACCGGCACCUGUUACUGCAGCCCCGGGUGGAAAGGGGCCCGCUGUGAUCAAGCUGGGUUGAUUAUUGUGGGGAAUCUGAACAGCUUGAGUCGUACCAGCACAGCCCUUCCAGCUGAUUCCUACCAGAUAGGGGCCAUCGCUGGCAUCAUCAUUCUGGUCCUGGUCGUGGUCUUCCUCCUGGCGCUGUUCGUUGUCUACAGACACAAGCAGAAAGGAAAGGACUCAAGCAUGCCAGCUGUAAGCUACACCCCCGCCUUGAGGGUCAUCAAUGCAGAUUAUAGUAUGUCAGAAACCUUACCACACAACAAUGGUGGAAAUGGCAACAGCCACUACUUCACCAACCCCAGUUACCAUACACUCACGCAGCGUGCCACCUCCCCUCACUUCAACAACAGGGACGGGCUGACCAUCGCCAAGUCAAAGAACAACCAGCUGUUUGUGAAUCUUAAAAAUGUAAAUCCUGGGAAGAGAGGCCCCUCGGUGGACUGCACGGGGACCCUGCCGGCGGACUGGAAGCAGGGCGGCUACCUCAAUGAGCUUGGUGCUUUUGGACUAGACAGAAGCUAUGUGGGGAAAUCCUUAAAAGAUCUGGGAAAGAAUUCUGAAUAUAAUUCAAGUAACUGCUCCCUAAGCAGUUCUGAAAACCCAUAUGCCACAAUCAAAGACCCACCUGUGCUGCUCCCUAAAGCCUCCGAGUGUGGCUAUGUGGAAAUGAAGUCACCGGCACGAAGAGAUUCUCCUUAUGCAGAGAUCAAUAACUCAACCUCAGCCAACAAAAAUGUUUAUGAAAUUGAACCUACAGUGAGUGUUGUCCAAGGCAUAUUCAGCACUAAUGGGCACCUCACCCAGGAUCCAUACGACCUACCAAAGAAUAGUCACAUCCCUUGUCAUUACGACCUGCUGCCAGUCCGGGACAGUUCAUCCUCCCCCAAGAUAGAGCAUGGUGGUAGUGGCGGUGGCGGUGGUGGAGGCAGCGGCAGUGGCAGCAGCAGCGGCAGCAGCAGCAGCAACAGCAACAGCAGCAGCGAGUGACACCAAAGGCCACUGAGUGACCUAAGAACUCUUUCCAGAACUACAGUCCAGUUAUUCUCCAUGUUCACAUUUGCCACCUUUCAGGAAUAUUAAUCAUCUUGGUAGGCAAUUGCUGGAUACGAACCAGAAAGCUCAAAGCCAAGGCUGUCACUUCUUGUUGGCGAUUUCUGUGAGGGUGGAAGGAGGAGACAUCAUCAUGAUUACCUAUCGCUAUUAGUUUCAGCACUGCACCAUAGAGCACGACACAUUGGAAGAUGUUGGCUAAAAAGAUGAACUUGUGUAACAACUUUGAAGAGACAUGCUGUGGUAACACUGGCAUCAUUGCUUGGAAAGUUUGAAUACCUUUUCUCAUUUGCAUCAUGGAGCUAUACCUAGAACUGUGCAGCUUUCCGUAAGCUUACUUAAUUAAAAAUAGGAACCAUUAAACAUGUCAAAGAGAUGAGGCAUAUUAUUGAGUCCUUAUUGAUUAUUUUUUUCCAGUUGGACUCUGAAUUUACAGGGAUUGUGCAGGGAAAACAUUCUGUCAGGUGGCAGUCCUUGCUCUACUUUGAAUAAACACUAGCUGUAGUCAGAAAACUUAAAUAGGAAAACUUUAGUUUUCUUAGGCUGAGAAAAUGUACAACUAGAAUUGUUCUAGAAAUAGUAAAAUGUUGCAAAAAUCCACCCAUAAAUGUGCUAGGCAGAGGCUGUCUUUCUCUGUCUGACUUUUACUCAGUUUAGAUCCAUGACAUUGUUCUACUCACUAUCUCCCAUCAU
This is a messenger RNA of Perognathus longimembris pacificus (Pacific pocket mouse), 4179 nucleotides long. RefSeq names its product multiple EGF like domains 10 (gene Megf10). Gene Ontology annotation, molecular function: protein binding; scavenger receptor activity. Bases 211 to 3423 code for a protein of 1070 amino acids. The transcript has 24 exons. NCBI's taxonomy places the organism in Eukaryota, Metazoa, Chordata, Mammalia, Rodentia, Heteromyidae. The record is from RefSeq and is a predicted model, not a curated record.